CACAGGUUUCUCAGGAGGGAGGAUAACAUGUGACAGCACACAGAGAAGCCAAGAGUACUGGAGAAGAUCAGAAGCCUGCAUGAGUGAGCUUAGCUUUCCAAAAUAUUUUCUUAAAGCGCUAUUCAAGGGACCACUGACCUCUGCAACAGACAGCACCAUGGUGGAGCAAGAGAUGCUGCUAUCGUGCGCUUAUCCUCCAGAAAAGUGUUAUUCAGCAAUAGUUAUGAACUCCCGUUUACGAGCCUUAGGUGGGAGGAUAAAUAACAUACGAGCAUCAGAGCUACCAAAAGAGAAAACCCGAUCAGAAAUAACCUGUAACGUCCACUUUUUGGAUGGCUCAGUACAAAGCUUCAAAGUCAACAAACAAGACACUGGACAAAUUUUGUUGGAUAUGACCUAUAAUCAGCUGGGUGUGACAGAGAAGGAAUAUUUUGGUUUACAGCAAAAUGAGAAUUCAGUAGAUUCACCUUUUUUCGUUUCACAGCGAUGGCUUGAACCAAGCAAACCUAUUAGGAAACAGUUAAAAGGAGGUUUUCCCUGCACGCUUCAUUUUCGUGUAAGGUUUUUUCUACCUGAUCCUAACACACUUCAGCAAGAACAAACCAGGCAUUUAUUCUUUCUGCAGUUGAAGACUGAUAUUGCAGAAGGAAGGUUGUCAUGCCCCAUUAAUUCUGCUGUUGUCCUGGCAUCAUAUGCAGUACAAUCGCAACUUGGAGACUAUAAUGCUUCAGUGCAUUGUUCAGGAUAUCUGUCAAAUUACAACUUUAUACCGGAGCAGAACAAGGAUUUUCUUACCAAAGUAGAAACACUACAUGAGCAACACAGUGGUCUCAAGCAAUCUGAAGCAGAGUCCUGCUAUAUAAAUAUAGCAAGAACACUUGAAUUCUAUGGAGUGGAAUUGCACAGUGGUAGAGAUCUCCAUAAUCUAGAUCUUAUGAUUGGGAUUGCAUCCAGUGGAAUUGCUGUAUAUAGAAAACUCAUCUGUACAAGCUUCUAUCCCUGGGUGAACAUAUUAAAAAUUUCCUUUAAAAGGAAAAAGUUUUUUAUACAGCAACGGCAAAAACAUAAUGAAUCCAGAGAGCAUAUUGUUGCCUUCAACAUGUUAAAUUACAGAGCAUGCAAAAAUCUUUGGAAAUCUUGUGUAGAGCAUCACACAUUUUUUCAGGCAAAGAAGUCACUACCUCAUGAAAAAAAGAUAUUAUCACAUUAUUGGACUCUGGGUUCUAGAAAUCCAGCAAAGUCUGUAAACAACCAGUUCUGCAGAAAAGUGAUAGGUGGGAUGGUUUGGAACCCAUCCAUGAGACGAUCCUUAUCAGUUGAGCACCUAGAGACCAAAAGCCUUCCUUCUCGAUCACCUCCUGUUACCCCCAAUUGGCGGAGUCCUAGACUACGUCACGAAAUCCGCAAACCACGACACUCAUCUGUAGAUAACCUUACGAAUGAGAUUAGUUAUAUUACUGAAACAGAGGAUGUUUUUUACACAUAUAAGUGCUCUCCAACAUCAAAGGAGAGUGAUUCAGAGUUCUCUCAGAACCGUAGUCCACAGAGGAGGUCAUCUGAACAAGAAUCACCAAAGAACAUAUUGGGAAACAGUCCGACGCAGAGUUCUCUGACCCGUCUCUCACCUAAAGCCUUGGCUCAGUAUCCCAAUGGAGUCGGAAACAUUUCUGGCUCUUACCCGUUGGAAGGGGUGGAUAAGCAGUUCUUAGAAACGUAUGACAACGUUACAAAAGGUAGCUCAACAGAAGAUUCCAGUCAGUACUACUGUGAUAAGAAUGAUCUAAUUGAGGGAGAUUUACUUUUGGUGCGUAUCAUACCAGAUGAAGAAGGGAAGUUUGGAUUUAAUCUAAAGGGUGGAGUAGAUCAGAAAAUGCCACUGGUGGUAUCAAGAAUAACUCCAGGAUCACCUGCUGAUAAAUGCAUUCCAAAGCUGAAUGAAGGUGAUCAGAUAGUAUUAAUUAAUGGCCGAGAUAUCUCAGAGCACACGCAUGACCAGGUGGUCAUGUUCAUAAAAGCCAGCAGAGAAUCUCACACAAGAGAGCUUGCACUUUUGGUCAGGAGGAAAGUAGUUAAACAGUUUGUGGAGACCAAAUCAGAAGAUGAAGCUGAUUCCCACAUUCUGCCAGAGUCUAUUCUUCCUGUCUGUUCUGAAUAUGGUGGUGAUACACUGGAGGAGUCUAUGGAGCAGUUAAGAAGAGGGCUAGAAAGUGGGACUGUCCUUAUUCAGUUUGAGCAACUUUAUAGAAAGAAACCAGGAUUGGCUGUUACAUGUGCAAAGGUACCUCAGAAUAUGGACAAGAAUAGAUACAAAGAUGUUCUACCUUAUGAUGCCACAAGGAUAAUAUUGCAAGGAGAUGAAGAUUACAUUAAUGCAAAUUAUGUGAAUAUGGAAAUUCCUUCUGCUGGCAUUGUGAACCGGUACAUUGCUACUCAGGGGCCUCUUCCACACACAUGUGCACACUUCUGGCAAGUAGUCUGGGAUCACAAAUUAUCACUGAUCAUCAUGUUAACAACUCUCACUGAACGAGGACGGACCAAAUGUCAUCAGUACUGGCCUGAUCCACCAGAUGUCAUGGAAUAUGGCUGCUUCCGUGUCAGAUGCCACUCUGAAGACUGCACAAUUGCUUAUGUUGUCAGAAAAAUGGUCAUUACAAAUAUUGAGACAGAACAGCAACACACCGUCACCCAUCUCCAGUACGUAGCUUGGCCGGAUCAUGGCGUUCCUGAUGACUCCAUGGACUUCUUGGAGUUUGUGACCUGUAUGAGGCCAAAGAGAGUAAAGAAUGAGCCAGUUCUUGUUCACUGCAGUGCAGGAAUCGGUCGCACUGGUGUGUUGGUCACUAUGGAAACAGCCAUGUGCCUAAUUGAAAGGAACCAGCCUGUUUAUCCACUGGAUAUUGUACGGAAAAUGAGAGACCAGAGAGCUAUGAUGGUGCAAACAUCAAGUCAAUACAAGUUUGUUUGUGAAGCUAUUCUUCGUGUUUACAAAGAAGGAUUGGUUCGACCACUGGAUUCCAGUUAGCACAGCAGUGAAGGAUGAAUUCCUUUUUCGCCUAAAAAAACUGCUCUUUAAGUAGAGCAAGGGCUUGUUUCUGAAAGCAACUAGAAUGGACUAGAAGCCCAUGAAAAGACAGAUGAGCACGUUUGAACUGUGGCACUUUAAAUUCCUCAAAAACAUUGCUAAAUCAUGUACAGUAUAACAAAGUCACAUAGAUAAAUAUAUGAGAGCAAUUGUGUGUAAUAUGCAUUAUUCACAUAAACAACCAUAAACAAUCAUGGAAACCUUAACAAAUAUCUUUUACUGCCUUAAGACACCCUUUACUUUGGAAGUUACAAAGUUCCUUGUGUUUCCUUUGAAAUAGCAAAAAGAAAACUAAUAUUGAAAUGAUUCAUCUUAAGAAGGUAUUUAAUAUAUUUGUAUCAUAUGAAAGUUCAUUGAAGGUGAAUAUUUGUAACUUUUCUUUUGGGAUACUAAAUAUCCAUAGAACUCUAACCUUGACUAAAAGGCUGACGAAGAGCUUUAAAGGCUUAUGCAUACCUACUGAACACUGAGCUGGAGAAAUUAGUGAGUAUGCCAGCUGUUAUCAUAUGCUGCUUAGAAAUCACAUCUACUGUAUGUGAUGUGAAAAUAAUGCUGCAUUUAGGCAUUUAUGCAGGUGGUACAGCCUACAUCUUCUGUUGACCAAUUUUAGUUGCAACUUGCCCUUUUGACAGGGACCUACUUCUUACAGUUUUAGUUAUUGCACCCCUUUUCUUCUGUUUCUGCUGUCUCCUUUAUACUUUCCACUGCUGUUUCUGUAUGUGGACUGAAAAUAUUUUAACUUAAAACGAGGUUUAAUUCUCUGUCGUGUUUGUUUCCAUGUGUAUUUAUGAGUUUUCAGAUGUAAAUGUGGAUUAAUAUUGCACACAAGUACUAGACUUUUGACUUGCUGUAUAUGCAGAGUAGUCUAAUCCAAUACUGGAAGAAAAAUUACUACUGAACCCAUCAAAUAUGUUGCUGCUAUUUCAAGGUGUGAAGCUUACAAGGGCACAGGUGUUGCUAGUGUUCAGACGGUGAUAAAAUGUUGACUUGCUGCCCUCCAGCAAAAGCACUCUUAUCCAGCGAAACACAACUCCCUUUUGCAAGAGUUCUCCAGAUUUACUGUGUUUCUUGCUUAUACAGAAAUGCAGUUGAAUUCACCUGAAGAUUUACGUGGAAAGAGAAAAUGAAUUUGUACAUUGAUGAAUAAUUCACCCUAAGGUACACUGGUCUCUAUUUCAUUUCAGAUGAGAGAAUUGGACUUUCUGAACAGUAUAACCACAUUUGUAUAAUGUUAAAUUAUUUUGUGUGUGCUUUUUGAUUAACCUGAGAUAGUUAUUCAUUUUUUAAUAGUGUUUGAAAAAUAUUCUAAGGGACUGUUUAAAACUUUGUUAUUUAAAAAAUUACUUCUAAAUAGGGAAAAAUUUUUAUGGGGCAUAUUAGCCAGAUGUUUAUAUGUAUAAAAGAGAAAAUUAGAUAAUUUUUUUUUCAGAGAGAUAUAUAUGCACACACAUAUUCAGAUGUAUUUCAGGAUUAUGGUUUGUAUUAUGGAUAUUAUCAUUUAUAGCUGGAGUUUCAUUAUAGAAACUAUCACAGCUGUACAAUAUGCAUCUCUCAUGUUACUGGAAGAUUACGGUUUUUUUCCCCCCAGGAGAUAACAAGAAAGUGCACGUAGGAUGAGCUAAACUGCUGACUUGACUUUUGUAAGCUUGGUCCUUUAUCCAAGAUUACAUUUUUAGCUAUACCUGAAGAAGAUACCUGGUUACUAUUUAUUGAUUGAAAGAGUUUCAAUUGAGAUGUGCGGAGUAGAUGGCAACAUGGAAACCUUCUUGGCUCUGUUAGGUUGAACCGUGGCUAGGUUUGUGCACAUCCUUAGAUACUGCAUUCCAAAUUUCACUUCAACUGGAGUUUUCUGUAAUAUUUUGGAUCAUUGUCAUCUUGCCUGAUUGGUCACAGAUUAGAAGGCAAAAGACUGGUUCACUCCUUUCUUGCUAUAUUGCACCAGCUAUCUCAAUCUGUGUGAAUCCAAAGGUAAAAUGACAGUGGACAUGCACAUGUUAUUUGGGAAGCUUUGUUACGUGUGUGCCUGUCUGUUAAAAUAUCUUUUUUUUUUUUUUUAAAAGUUUUCCUCUGCCCAGGUCUCAGUCAUCCCUUGCAGUUGGCAUGACUUGCAUUUAAUAGUUUGUCAAGAAGUGAGAAAAGGCAAGAAAAUAAAUUCUAAGAAAAUAUUUAGAGCAUCUUUGUGACAUCUGUGUCUUUCAUGGAAGUACUCAUGGUUUUUUUGUGUUCAAGGUUAUUCCUAUAUUCCAACUGGUAUUUAUGUUUCUUCAUGUUUAAUAUGUACUUACCAAAGCACUGUAAAUGUAUUUCUUGUAUAACGCCAGUCUCAAGAUAUAUGGUAUAGGCUUGACUUGGGUCAGUAUGUGUGGAUUUAAAUGAUGACUGUCAUAUUUUGACAACAAAUGCUGCUCUUGUUCUGAUAAACUUGGAUGGGUUUGGUAAUACCAUUGGGGAGCUCUUGGAUUUUAAUAACUUGAUUGAAAUUGCUGGCCACAGAGAGAAUACUCAAAGCUAUAUAAAUAGUAAUCUCUGUAAGUUUAUUUGUUUGUUUUCUUUAAAUGCCUUUGAGGAAAUAUUAACUUCACACAUAUCUUGUAUAUUGUGUCCAUCUUUAUUUCAGUCUUGCUGGGUUUUGCACAGGUACCUGUAGGGUCCAUAGGGGAGAAUUGAAGGGGUUUUGUCUUCUCUCUGUAGUGUGUGAUGACUUUGCACUGAAUGAAGUAUGCCUUAGAUCUGAUCUUGCAAUGAAAGCAAGAUGAAAUUGUGAAAACAUCUUAAUGCCAGCUUUUGUUUUGACAAAAAUUAAGAAAUCACGAAGACUUAGAUUUAAUUGAUUAGAUUGGGGGGGUGGGGUUUGGUGGGAGUUAAGACUUGUGACCACAAAGUUUUUAUUUGUCAAGCAAUUGGCAAAUGGUAGAAAAUGCUGUGAAGACAAGAUUCUGUACAACCUUCAUAAACAUUUUACCCUCAGAUUCUCCUGUGCUGGCAUGAUCCUGAAAAUAAGUAUUCAAACUAUCUGAUGGUGUGGUGGUGGUUGAAGAGGGAGCAAUAAACUCUUGAGGUUUUCAUCACUGUGAAAUACACUAACAUUUAUUUCUACAGAAUUAAACAAAUUUUAACUUAGUGGCUUUAUAUUUUAUAUGGAAAUAAUUUAACUGCCUAUUCAGCGCCUCUACAGAAAUCCCACACAGGAACACUUCUGAGACGGAGGUGAAAGGGUCAGGUCUUGCUAUUUAUUAAAAAUAAGAAAAACAGUGCCCUAAACCAUGAAUUCCUUUUGUGUAAUCAGAUGUAUGAAAUACAAAUCAUUAAAAUACAACUAAACCUUGAACAGUGGUGGUGUUUGAAAAAAGAAAAAAUUGUAAUCCAGGGGUUUGCUUUUAAUUAUCCUGUCUUUGUAGUAUCUUAUCCUGUUGAUACUAAAUUAUAUGCAGUCAAAGUGUACCCACAAAUUCAGCAAUAAGUCUUCAUAUAUAUUCAUUUUUUUAACUGUUGGUUUCCCUUUUUACCCUCAUAUUUCCUACUAUGCAGUACUUGGUUAAAUAUAUAUGUAUUUUAAAAGAACUACAGUUCUCAACUGUAUCAUCAACCUUGCAUUGGCUUUAUUACAAGUAUAGUAUGAUACUUUUUUACAAAAAAGCUCUUCCCUGUAGACAGUAUUCUUGUGUCAGAGUAAACGCAUAAAUGUUGAAAAUAGAUGCACAUGGUUAAUAUUCAGUCAAUUAUAAUUCAAACAUAGUUAUUUCACUGAUAAUGGCUUUAUUUUUCUAUCCUAUAGCAUUUAAGUGCGAGUUUAUUUUACUCUCUCAGCCUUUCCAGAGAACAUGUGCUGGGAAAUGUUUGUAUUUUGAUUAGUAACCUGCAACCAGUCUACUUGGUUAAAAGCAUUUAUUAGUUGAAGCUAUAUAGAGAGUAAACAUUAAAUACUUUGUUCAAAGGCCAAGUGAAUGAUUAAUUCAUUAUAUAAAAAAAUGUUUUUAUUAUAUGUGUUUCUUGCAUUUAAGUUCUGACACUGAUAGUGCUCAGCCAUCUCAAAUUGCUGUUGGUUUUAACUGUAGUUUACAUUAACAGUUUAAAUGUAUGUCUAAUGCAAUAUGAUUUAGUUUUAGUGUACUUUAACACUGUAUAAGCCUCAAACAGUAGCAUCUACAAUCAUUGAAGCCUGUCAUUCUAAAGAAAAGAGUUUUUCUGAAUCAAAAGGAAGAAGUUCCACAUAAUAUCAAUAGAUUUAACCAUUUUUCAGCUCACACUAGCUCUGUGACAGUAGCAUUCUUACAACUCAUAUAAAGAGCAAAUGUUGAGGAUCAAUAAUAUUAUGGGAAAAAACAAAUUGUAUGGACUAUAAGAGACAAUGAAAUAUUGUUGUUGUCUUUUUUUUUUUUAAGUCAAAUUCAUCUCAGGAAGGGGACAUUUGCUUGCAGACUACUUGGAUAAGAGUAGUCUUAGUUUGUGCUUUAUUUUGGGCUUAGCUGCAGGUAAACCUUUCAUUAAAGUUGUAUUUAAAAUAUUAAAGCAUUUAUUUUAAUAGACAUUAGUGAAGCACUUCAGUGUACUGUUAACUGUCUUAACUUGUGUUUACUUGUCUUUCAUGAUUUUGUUUCCUGAAAUGUCAUUGUUUUGCCUUAUAAAAUCACUUUGAGGUUUCCUACAAGUGUAGGAAAGUGAAAGUGUGAAACUGGCUUUGUCUCAGGCGAGGUGAUUUUACUGUUGCUUAAGAAAGGAUUUUUUUUAUUUUUUUUUCCCACCUGCUGUAGAGGCAGUGUGGUGUUCAGACAAGUCUCAACUGAUCUCCUUUCAGAGAAAUUUAAACAGUGCUGCUAGCAGGGGUAGAAAUCAAAAAGAUAUAUGGAAAAGCGUGUAAGAAAUGUUUUCUUCAGGGCAGAUAAGACCUGGGUUUAACUUAAAUAUUAAAAGGAAAAAAAUCAAACAUUGUGAACAUGAAAAUGCUUUUAACAGAUAAAGUGGGGGUGGGAAAUAUGAUUUUUUUUCCCUCUUUUUCCUUUAAAACACUUCCUUGUUUCAAACAUGAUUUCCCUUGGAACAGUUUCUUUAGUAAAGAGCCAUACUGUUUGCCAUAGGAUUUAAUUUUUGUCAAACCCACCUAGAAAAUAAUUUUAAGUGGAACAUUUUCCUCAUCUACUGGUUUGUACUCUUAAGUAGUAUUAAAAAAAAUCUUAAAUAUUUUCCUUUUAAAAACUAUAUUGGCUGUUUUCAUUUUAUGUCUUUUUCUGAGACAUAAAUGAAACCUGCAUGUGGCUGGGUAACUGGUGAGGUUUCCCUGCAUGCUUAAGAGGAAGCAGAUGUUUUGUUAGGGCUAUUAAACCCCUUACCAAACAUCAGUUACCAACUUAAGCCAGAGUAGCAUCAUAUUUUUACCAUCCUUUUGCAGAAUAAACAUUUUGUAAAUAUUCCUUGGAUCUUGCUCUCCCAAGUAUCAGGAAAUCAUCUUGCACCAAGCUAGAAUUUAUGCUUUAAAAAGAAAAAAAUUUUAAAAAAAAUUAAAGUUAAAAUCUGAAUCUUCAAGUAAGGAAUCACUAUUUGCCAAAUUCUGUACAAAACAUACUUUUUAAAAGGAAAAAAAAAUAAGUUUUCUGCAAAAAUACAGAAAUACAAAGGUUAGCUGGUAGAAGUGGUUGCAGCUUGUCUUAAAGCAAAUUGGCUCUCAGCUAGUGUGCAGUAUGGCCACUAAAGCACAGAAAGUGCAUCAUCAGCCCAAAUUCCUGAUUAUUUGUCAACUUGCUUGCACAUGGUUGGUUGUGACCCUGAUUCAGGAAUAAGGAAAAAGGGCUGCCUUCCUUGGGAAAAGAUAUUGAAACCCUGCACAGUAAAUCCACAGCCUAAAUUGAUUGUAUUUUUAUUAUCUAACCUGAGCAGUCUAGUUCAAAGUGAGAUCCAGUGUAUCUGUAUGGGUUUGCAAGAAUAUCAAAGCACUCCAUUCAAAAAAAAAAAAAGCUCAGCCCAGUAGUGUUAAUUGCAGAGGGCUUUGUUUGCUUUAGUUAAGCAGCAGGUGAGUGUGGCAGCACUUGGGUUAAUCCUGGUCAGGCCCUUCUAAUUCAGAACUUUGCAUAUAUGACCGAAAACUUGGAGUUUAGCGGGAAUUAAAUUAGUGCCUGUAGAAAUUAGGUGGGGAAUUACAAUAUAAACUCAAAUGUAAAUCUAUUUCUAGUCCAGGUUUUGCAAAAUAAAUGACAGGUAUCAGUGCUUACAUUCCAGUGACCUGUGCAGUGAGCACUAAACAUAAUUUAUUUAGGUUUUCACACUUCAUUGUGUAACCUUAAUAGAGAGAUACAAGGUAUAUAACGGGGACAAUCCCAUAAAAGGUUUAAAAAUCUGCCUGCCAUUCAUCCUCACAAAUGAUGUACUGAUUAAAACUGACCUUGAUUACAGCUGAUAUGGAAAUGUGUUUAUAAUAUUGGAAUAAAUUGGAUAACAGUUGGGAAAGCCAAAGUUGUUUGGGUUUUUUUGCAAGUUUUGAAGAAGAUUUCACUAUUCUAGUCACUAAACUCAUAUUUUCACAUAAGUUCAGUUAGUGUUUUUGUCAGCAAAAUCUUAGAAGAUAAUAUCCAAGGAUUCUGGCUGGGGGGUUUUUAUUUUUUUUUUUUUUUUCCUGUACCACUCUAGUUCUUCUAAGAUCUUAGGUGCCAGUGCAUUAAAGGAAUAAAAGAAUGUAUUUGAUGUAUUUGGAAGGUAAGGAAUGAGAUUAUUUUGUACCCUACUCUGUUCUUUUAAAUCAUUUGAAAUGUAAAUUGAUGUUGAUAUUACAAAGUUUAAUUUAUUGUUUAAAAGUGUAGACACCUCUUGAAUGUAUAUUUUUUUUUAUUAUUUUUAUAGGAAUAAAGGGUUUUGGUUAAUGUUUUCAGUAGAGCUUUCUUCGGGUUUGGAACUGUUUUGAACAAAACAUAGCCACCAUUUUAUGCAUAUUGGUUAUAUGGCUAAUGGUGAAAUAAAGGAUUUUUUUGCCUA
Cyanistes caeruleus (blue tit) is the source of this 10042-nucleotide messenger RNA. RefSeq names its product protein tyrosine phosphatase non-receptor type 3 (gene PTPN3). Gene Ontology annotation, biological process: protein dephosphorylation. Gene Ontology annotation, molecular function: protein tyrosine phosphatase activity; cytoskeletal protein binding. The record is from RefSeq and is a predicted model, not a curated record. Lineage: Eukaryota; Metazoa; Chordata; Aves; Passeriformes; Paridae. Gene Ontology annotation, cellular component: cytoplasmic side of plasma membrane; cytoplasm; cytoskeleton.